Antechinus flavipes (yellow-footed antechinus) is the source of this 5510-nucleotide messenger RNA. It is a transcript of the gene USP44, whose product is annotated as ubiquitin specific peptidase 44. Gene Ontology annotation, biological process: protein deubiquitination. NCBI's taxonomy places the organism in Eukaryota, Metazoa, Chordata, Mammalia, Dasyuromorphia, Dasyuridae. The record is from RefSeq and is a predicted model, not a curated record. Gene Ontology annotation, molecular function: cysteine-type deubiquitinase activity; zinc ion binding. The transcript is spliced from 6 exons. Gene Ontology annotation, cellular component: cytoplasm. The coding region runs from base 1444 to 3597 and encodes 717 amino acids.
AUCUACAUCUUUUCAUUAAUGACUACUUUUGGGGUCUGCCAUGUAAUCAUUUUUGAAUAUUGCUAACUGACCUAUUGUCUAUCUAGUUUUCUCCAUCCUUUCCACAAAUAUAGUAUGAAACCUAUACUUUAUUGAAUCCUUUGCUGACACAGGUUCAUAUUUGAGCAUCCAUAUACACAACGGCAGUUCAGGUUUAUUGAAAGCAAAUUGCUAGACAAGGGAAUGAAUACAAAAGAACAGUGAUAUUCUAAAUGUUAAUUUAAGAUUCCUCCCCUAUCCCCAAAAGAUAAAGGAAGCUAGUUGUAAAUGAAUAGGUUCUAUACAGCAUCUAGAAUCGAAUACUUAGAAUGUACGCAAAUACCAGUGAAAAAUAUUUUUAAGUUCUCACUUUCUGCUGUAUUGAUUUGAAAGCAAAAUGGAAAAAUAUGCAUUGUUAUUACCCUCCUUGACCACUAGAGGGUGUGCUUUUGUUAAAAUCAAAUGCUAAUUGAAUUUAUACAGCGUCUUGGGAAGCUCUUCAAAUGAGCUUUUCAUGAUAAAUGAGAAAAGUGUCGAUGUAGAAAAGUUGAAGUGGAGUUGAGCUGCUUUUUAGAUAUCAUUGAGAGAGCAUUUAUUAAUCUGCCAGGCAUUGUAUAAGGCAGCACAAAAAGAUCUGAUUUUUCAAGGACCUCUCUGGUUGAGGAAAUAGCAUAUACGACAAUAAUUUUUAUACAAAAUCCAUGCACAGCAAAACCAAAAUAAUUUCAGAUAGAGUGGAUAUUAAUAAUUGGACAAUGACCAAGGCUUCUUCAGGAGGGGCUAUGUAUGAUACAUUGGUCUAGGAGGAAAGGGAUUCCAGGCAUAGGAAUUCCUAUGCCUGGAACACUCUUUGUAAAAGGCACACUGGUGAAUUAUAGCAUGUGAGGUAGAGGAAUUAAGCAGCUAGUGUGUCUGGGAAGCUGAGGCUGUAUACAAAGCCUUUCUGAAGGAUGGGAUGAAGAGGGGAGACGAUUGAAGAUAGGAUUUCAAUUAGAAACCUAGUAAAUCACACUUUUUUUUUAUUAACUGUGCUGGUUUUUGAGAUACAAAGAAAGGCAAAAACACUUAACAUGAUCUCUGCCCUCAAGAAACUUUCAUAAUGGGUGGGGGAGGGACAGCUUGUUUUUGAAAAGGGAUUUCCUUUUUAUUAAAAAAAUUUUUUUUAUUUCUCAAGUAAUGAGUAUUUUUUAAAUUAGCAUUUUUCUUCUCCCAAGCCCCUCUCUGAACAAGUAAAUGCUGAAAAACAUCUUAAUGUAUAUUAGUCAAGCAAAACAAAUUAUUCAUUGAUGUGACCAAAAAAAAAAAAAAAAAGUAUGUCUCUACAUUUCAAGCUAAUCACUUCUUUUAAUAGUUUUCAGAUCCAAGUUAUGGACAAAAACUCAUUUGGACUAUGUAUUUAUCAGCUAGACUACCUAAAUAUUAACAAUGGAUAAAUGCAAGCAUGUUGGGCGGCUUCGGCUUGCUCAAGAUCAUUCCAUCCUCAAUCCUCAAAAAUGGCAUUGUGUGGAUUGUAAUACAACAGAUUCAGUGUGGGCUUGCCUUAGCUGUUCACACGUGGCAUGUGGAAGAUACAUUGAAGAACAUGCACUCAAGCACUUUCAGGACAGUAACCACCCAGUAGCAUUGGAGGUGAAUGAGUUGUAUGUUUUCUGUUAUCUUUGUGAUGACUAUGUUCUUAAUGAUAAUGCAACCGGUGACUUGAAAUUAUUACGGAGUACCCUGAGUGCAAUCAAAAGUCAGAAUUAUAACUGUACUACUCGGAGUGGAAGGAUUUUACGUUCUAUGGGUACCAGUGAUGACACUUACCCUUCACAUGGUGGUGCCCAAGCUCUCCUUCGAAAUGAAGAUCAAAUGUUCACUGCUCUUUGGCAUAGGAGACGGAUGUUAAUGGGCAAAGUAUUUAGAUCUUGGUAUGAACAAACUCCCAUUGGAAAAAGGCAAUUAGAAGAAGAAAAACUUCAGGAAGAAGCAGAAGCCAAGAGAGAAGAAGCAAGAAGACGACGACAGGAACUGAAGCGUCAGUUUAAGGCAGAAAUGGAGCGAAUGCCUCCAAGAAAAAGUUCACGUUUGCAAGGCCUUGCCAAAUCUGGUGUUACGGAAAUACUCCCUCUAAAGAAACUUGUUCGGAGCCCAGCAUCACCAGUGAUUGGUAAAAAAGUGUCUACCUCACAUGAAAUAAGAUUAAAAAAAGUGAGUGAUUCUCCCAUCAAACGAAGACCAACAGUGACUCCUGGGGUAACAGGAUUGAGGAAUUUGGGUAAUACCUGCUAUAUGAAUUCUAUCUUGCAGGUAUUAAGUCAUUUACUUAUUUUUCGACAGUGUUUUUUAAAAUUGGAUCUGAACCAAACUCAAGAAUUGCUGGCUACAGCUGCUAGUGGGAAGACUAGAUCUUCUUGUAAACAUCCACCAGUCACAGAUUCUGUGUUUCACAUAAAAGAAAAUCAAGAAAAAUACAAAGGCUCUCCUGGGUUAAGACGCUCAAGUCUGUCUUCAGGUUUAAGUGGUGGUGCAUCUAAAAGCAGGAGCAUGGAACUUAUUCAGCCCAGGGAGCCAAGUUCCAAAUACAUUUCUCUUUGCCAUGAACUGCAUACUCUUUUCCAAGUUAUGUGGUCUGGAAAAUGGGCAUUGGUGUCGCCUUUUGCCAUGCUACAUUCAGUAUGGAGGCUAAUACCAGCGUUCCGUGGUUAUGCCCAGCAAGAUGCUCAGGAAUUCCUCUGUGAACUUUUGGAUAAAGUACAGCAUGAACUAGAGACGACAGGUACCAGGUAUCCAGCUCUCAUCCCCAGUUCUCAAAAGAAACUUAUCAAACAGGUUUUGAAUGUGGUGAAUACCAUCUUUCAUGGACAGCUUCUUAGUCAGGUUACAUGUCUUGCAUGUGAUAAUAAGUCAAAUACAGUCGAACCUUUCUGGGACCUGUCACUGGAAUUUCCUGAAAGAUACCACUGUAAUGGAAAAGAAAUGGCUGCCCAGUAUCCAUGCUUGGUUACAGAAAUGUUGGCCAAGUUCACAGAAACUGAAGCUUUAGAAGGAAAAAUAUAUGUGUGUGACCAGUGUAACACAAAGCGCAGGAAAUUUUCUUCAAAACCAGUUAUACUCACAGAGGCCCAGAAACAGCUUAUGGUGUGUCGGCUGCCUCAAGUUCUGAGACUACAUCUUAAACGAUUCAGGUGGUCAGGGCGUAAUCAUCGAGAGAAAAUAGGAGUACAUGUUGGUUUUGAUGAAAUUCUAAACAUGGAGCCAUAUUGCUACAGAGAGUCUUUAAAGUCCCUCAGACCAGAAUGUUUCAUCUAUGACUUGUCUGCUGUUGUCAUGCAUCAUGGGAAAGGGUUUGGCUCAGGACACUAUACUGCAUACUGCUACAACUCUGAAGGAGGAUUCUGGGUACACUGCAAUGAUUCCAAGCUUAACAUGUGCACUCUGGAAGAAGUGUGUAAGGCCCAAGCUUACAUCUUAUUUUAUACCCAGCGAGCUCCUCAGGAGGACGAAUAUUCGAGACUCUCAGCUCCCGAAUUAUUGUCUCCCAGUCCACAGCCGGCCAGGGAAGAAGCCAGCCCACCUCUGAGUGCCAGAAGGAGCUGAUCCAAAGACAGUGACUUACUAUGGUGGCUUGGGGCCUUAUGCUUUGAAUCCGGCUGAGGUAGGGGGUUUGUUUUGUACUUUCUCUUGUGAAUCAGUGUACACUAUGUUUAUAUAUUUUGUAUCUAGCAGAACAAAGCAUUCUUUUUACAGAAACAAAGUUGAUAUAAAUUAACACUUGUAUAUUGACAGUAGGUAACUUUUAAACAUUUUUUAAAGUACCUGGAGUUUUCUUAUACAGCUGUUCUAUUUUGUUUUGUUUUUUAAAAAAAGUCUUUAAAUUUUUAAUGUUUACCUCAGACUGGUGUUCAUUCUUUUUUAUCUUUUUUUUUUUUUUUAAAUCAUGGAUUUUUAUGAGACUGUCACUAAAAUUCUGGUUACACCAUUUUAUGUACAUUUGUUAUUGCAUGCCUUUUUAAAGGCUAUUCCUACAGGGCUAAAUCUUUUAGGUAUGAAGAUAGACCACUUCACCAAAAAAGGGUUUCUUUUAGGCCAGCUCUACAAUUCUGAGCACCGACAUGUGCAGGACUCUAGAAGAUGCAAAAACAAGCUGUUCUCGAAGGCCUUAGUCACUUGAACAAUUAAAUCUUUUUCAUAAAUUAGCAGGUGACUUUUGGUUAUAUUCUAGACAGUCAAAUAAGUGACUGCAUGGCCUAGUUCUGAUAGACCUGGCUACGUAGGAAUGUUUUGUUUUGAAAUACUAGAGCAAAGGAAAACUGUUCUUGACUGGGCAUAUUCACGUGUCCAAAUGAACAACAGGCAGCUUAUAUAACCUUUGUAUAUGUGAGUGAGCUUAGUAUUGUGGGUAUUGGGAAGAAUUGAGGAGGAUGACAGCCACGACGGGAAGGAUUUUGUAUCUUAUUUGUACAAAAUGACUUGUGAAUUUAAAUGUUCCAAUAAGGCACACUAUCCCUGCAACCAGAAAAUGUGAAUUUAGUGACCAAUAUACAGAGAUCACAAGACAAAGCCUAAAUACAAUAGUCUAAAACUAAGUCUCAGAAGGUCCUAGCAAUUUCUUGCUUGGAAAGGACAGAUCUCCUAAGGAAGCUUAGUAGUUUGGGUGAAUCAGAAUGGGAAGUUUUUAAGGAAUUAUGGAGGGCAUAAAAGAAAACCAUUCGUUCAAAAACGUAUUUGUGAGAAUCAGUGUAUUAUUACCAUGCUGCACUUUGUAUCUCUCUUAAUGACCGAGUGGAUUGUUUGUUCUCUUGCUCUCAGUAUCUCAAGUAGGGGUUGUAGAUGCUACCCCACAAUAGCAUAAGCCCAAAUAUGACACAAGUUCCUUAUCUUUUAUAGUAUCUUCCUUUUUAAAAGGUAAUGUUUCGAGGGACCUAAAUUGGUUAAGGUCUCUACUUACCUUUCCUUGUACUUCAUUUCAAGGGUUGGCUCUUACCAUGAGCACGUAAGGAUGAACUUAAUCCCGUUAGGCCAGCCUACUUCCCUUCCACCUUGAAAUUCAUAGACCCCAUGGUUUUUUCUUUCAAAAGUUCUUCUAAUUUUGCUGCCUCUUGAGGAAUGGGAAAAUGUGACCUAGCCUAGUAUUAAACCUUAUAUACAGUUGCUCUCUUUUGGGAGUGCUCGCCUUAAGCACAGGAGGAAGAUGAAGAUUCCCUCCCCACUCCUACCAUUACACUGUUGUUAUAUGCCUCCAGCAUUUCUCCAAAAUUAAACACAAAUGGGGAGAAACAACUCUGAAAAACUCACAUUCAGAAACAGAUUUGGGGAAAGUGGCAACACUUCACCCAAUUCUGUUGUGAUGAGAAUUUACCACUGAACUAAGGAAAAGGAUUUGUGCCAAAAUACAACUUGAGUAUUAGCUAAAUGCUAGGGUUUGAAAUUGUUUGUUUCAUUAAAAACCUAUGCAAGUUGUUACCUCAACUGUUAGAUAAUUAUACCUCAAUAAAACUUAAUGUGGGCAA